AUGCUGGUCACAUGUCAGUGCGUCUUGGGCCGCGGCGCGCUGUGGACUGGCGCCCGUCGGCCCGCGGGGGCUCUGCCCCAGCCAGCCCCGCCCCUCGAGCCCCCUCCGCCCCGCCUCCUCCUCACCAGCCGCUUCCCUCGCCCCACCGCGGGCCCCGUUCACGUGCCAGUAAACACAACAAUUGUCGUUAUUAUUACGGCGGUCCGGAGCUUUGUGCGCGAAUUUCAGGCCGCCGAC
This is a messenger RNA of Iphiclides podalirius (scarce swallowtail), 237 nucleotides long. The record is from the annotation of a GenBank genome assembly. NCBI's taxonomy places the organism in Eukaryota, Metazoa, Arthropoda, Insecta, Lepidoptera, Papilionidae.